This is a messenger RNA of Xylona heveae TC161, 705 nucleotides long. RefSeq lists its product as hypothetical. Lineage: Eukaryota; Fungi; Ascomycota; Xylonomycetes; Xylonales; Xylonaceae. Bases 1 to 705 code for a protein of 234 amino acids. The transcript is spliced from 5 exons. The record is from RefSeq and is a predicted model, not a curated record.
AUGGUUCGUUCGGAUGAUCGGAACCGCUCUACAGCCGUCCAUUCAUUCUCUCGCGCGAUACCUGACCGAGGAUUAUACAAGGAAAAGGGCCCAGACCAACCUAAUCUCUGGGCGGAAUCGCACCGCUUUUUAGGAGGCAAGACUCGCACGGAUCUCAUAUCGCCAUCGACCAAGUACUCUGGUACCGGUACAGAGACGAGUGCCAAAGACUGGCACUGGUUCAUUUUAGUGUUGGAUCAUUUUUCGGACGACUUUUACCUGAAGCGUUCAGUCAGCCGCCAGCCGCCGCCCAAGUUCAACGCCAACGCCAACGCCAAACCAAAGGGGAGCCCGAGGAGGGUACAAGUACGAAGAAGGCUAAGCACCUGCCUGUACUCGCCGAACUCCCCUCGUCACCAAAAAACACCCGCCCUUCCCUGCGUUGCUUGGGCCCCGACGCGCGGACCGACCGACGUGCGAACUAGAGCGGCCCGUCCAGGUCGUCCUCUCUCGCUUGCUUGUCCCCUCGAGCUCGGACGCACUAUUCUCGUUCCCAGCACGAUAGUUGGUACUACCAUUGUACUGUGGCACCUCUUUACCCUGCCAAAAACCGCAGGGAAGAAGAAGCAGAGAAAGGGCGGCCCCCGUCCCAAGUGGAGACAAGCCGCCACCUGCCUCCCACCGACUGGAUGCCAACGUGCCGUUACUGGUCCCAUCGAGUCAUAA